GUGCGUUUUCCCUUAACCCUGCCGCUGUCACGGGAGACGUGGGGUGGGGACACUGCGCAGCUUUUUGCUGCUGCUCGAAAUCAUUAUUAUUGCUGCUGCUUGCUACGGGAUCAGUACAGACACUUCGAUGCUAUGGCUUAACACUGUCGGAAAAAGUUUAGCUGACGAGUAUUAGGGCUUGUCCUAACCACGUCGGCAGCGACGGGAUGUGGGGAAGACGGGGACCAAAAAGUGGACGCUGACGGCUCUUCUCUGUGGAGCAGUUGCCCGCAGCGGCGGCGGCCUCAGGAGGCAUCACGUGCGCGCGGCGAAGGGUGGGUCGGUGGGCGGGUUGCCUUCGGAAAGGGCUGCUCCGCGGCUCCUUCCCGUCCCUCUUCCCUCGCCUGGGUUUCGGGACGCCCUCCGUGAAACUCCGCCCCUGGAUAUGGGCGAGCGAACGAGGAAGAGGCGAAGGGAAAGAGAAAGGCAGGCGAAAGGAAGCGCAGGGGGCUCGGCUUUGUCGUGAGCUCGGGAGCUGCUUCGCCUUCCCAUCUGCCGGGGGAGCCCGACCAACUCCGGGGAAGAGGCGGCGGCGGCGGCCGGGGGCUGGUUGGCUGGUUGAGGGCGCAGGAGCCGCGGCAGCCACCGCCGCCACCCUCCUCCUCCUCCUCCUCCUCCUUUCUCUCCUCCCCCAGCGCCGAGGCCCACUAGGAGGGACCCAGAGGAGCCCCCCGGAGCUCAUUCCCUGCUGGUGGGGGUGGCACACGCAGCCCCGCCAUGGCCACCAAGGUGAGCAGAAAGCGAGCCCUGCACGCGGCAGCCUCCCUUCCCCAGCGCCGCCCGCUUUUUGUUUGUUUUCAAAUAACUCGGGUGGGUGGGGGGUGUAGUUUCUGAGGGAACGGCUCGCAAGUGGGGCGCGUUUCUCUGGGGGUUGGGAGGAACCGGAGGGCGUUUUGGCGGGACUCUUGGCUUGCCUGCCUGCGCGCCGGGGUCCGGUGCUGGCUUGAGGAGCGGGGCAUGGCGGAGGGCGGCGUCUGAGGGGCAUUCCCGCCCCCCCCCCCCGUUGAAGUCACUUGGCACAGUUUAAUCUAUUCCAGGCAGACGGGCAAACGUGCGUUUGGGCCUCCAGCACAACUCUCCGCUGUGGUCUCAGCAAACGGGAGGAAUGGCUGGCGAAGAGCAGCCUUCAAACUUCUGGGUGCCUCUGGAAAGAGUUUCCUUUCCACUGGCGAUAUUUUCAUUAAUCCGUGGUAAACAGUGAAAUGAAUGACUUGCUGUGUUAAAAGGCUCCUCUCUUCUAGGAGACAAACUCUCUUGUUCCUCCAUGAGUAACUUUUCCCCAAGUUCAGGGUUUGAAGACAGUAAUAUGUGUCAGUGAAGAAAGAAAAAACCUGCUUCCCAACUCCAUUCCUAGGUGUCAUCACAUUUUGUACACAGUGCGUGUUAACUGGUUGUCCUUCUGGUAGUAUCUGUUCCGUUUUGUAAUUCUGAAAAGUUGCUUGAAGUAAUGCAGACGUUACAACCGAUAGUAUCCUAACAGCCAAGUCCUCUGCAUGUUUACCGGGAAGCAAAUCCCAUAGUGUUCAAUUGGUCUUUCCUACUUGUGUGUUUUGAGUUACAGCCUACAUGUGCUUUCUGGGUUGCAAGAAAACAUUUCAAAAAUACUUUUCUGGGGCGGGGAAAAGUGCUAAGAUAUCUCAAGGGAGCAGCAGCUGAUUGAUGUUAGCAUAGUCUGUGUGGAAACUUAUUUUUAAAAAUCAGUACUGUUUUCAUACUGUAAAUGUUUAAAUUCUACAGCUACUUCAUUUGUUACUGUUUUUAGUUCUAAGAUCAAGCAGUAAAAAAUUAGCCACCAGGUGUUUUUAAUACGUCCUUUUUCCUUUCCUUGAUUACAUCAUAUGUUAGUUUUGAUCACGUGUAUAUUUAGAACUAGUAUUUCCAACCUACACAUGAUGAGGGGAAAAUGAAAUGUGGUAUAUCUGUCCUUAAAGAGAUGUUUGCUUCUCAGUUUAUGCAUAUGCUUUAGAAAGGCAUUUUAAUGUUUAGUUUAGACAUGCUUUUGGACUCUUCUGUUACCCAGAUAAAGCUGUUGACUUUUUUUUUAAAGUGGUUUAAUUUUUGAAGUUCUUAAAUAGUCUUUCAGAAACUAAAACAAAAGACCAACAGGCCUAGCACUCUCUAAAACACUGUAAUUAUUACUUCUGCAAAAGUGUUUUUACAGAAUUCAUUAUUAUUGCAAUAUCCCUCAGGCAACUCAUCCCUUUUUAUAGAUGAGAUGCCAAAGCAAAUAUAUCUGUGGAUUUACUGUAUCCAUGGCAUAAGCAGGUCUGAAUCAGAUCAAUCACAAUAGGCCUCAGUCCACUUCUUUAUUGCAGACCAAUUCAGGCCAUAUUGUGCACUCGUGUUACUUUUCUGACAAGUUUUAAAAAGUUGGUCCCAACUUCUUUUCCUUUUCCUGCUUGAAUUAUGAGUACUGAAAAAGGAAAGGUAUAUUAGAGAGAACUUGGAUAUAAGUACUGAUUAAAUUGAUCCUUAUGUUCAGAACUGCAUCAAGUUCUUUGUAGUUUAUCCUUUAUUUUUGAGUACUCAGCAUUCAAAUAGGAAAGGAAAAAAUGAGUAAAGACAAAGUUUUAAAAAACUAGUCACAAGGAACGAUUGCUGAGUAAUACUCUUACCUCAUCCAUGGCUAUAGAUAGCUCUUUCCUUUGAAGUGGUGUUUUUAGGUAUAAUAACCACAGAAAGAGUAUUGAAACUCCUUCAGUGUGAGUUCUCAGUUUAAAGUUCAGUGUGAGUUUGCAGUUUAAAGUAUAUGACCAAGGUAGAUUGUUUUCUUACACUUUCAUUAUGAAAAUUAUUGGUAUUCUGUAUUAUUACUAGUCUAGGAUGUGCAGUUAUGAGGUCUUAAAAAUAAUUGUGAAUAGGGCUGUGGAAAUCAAGAGGUUUCCAUUUUAUAGCAAAAAUUGGAAUGGAAGAGUUUUUUGUUUAAUUUGCUGCUCUGGACCUAGACACCGGAUAAUAUAAUAUUAAAAAGUGUAAUGACAGCUGAAUAAUGAACAAAUCAACAAAAAUAAAAAUAACUGUUUUGAUAGUUUUAAUAUCUUUUGGCAGUAGUUGAGUAAAAAGUUGAUGAAGUAACAUGCUUUUCUUCUUUAAGAAAAAGAAGAGCAGGAGAGAAAGGCCACUAAUUGGAAAUGCAGUUUUGUUUCACUUGCCACCACUCAGUGGAAUUUGCUAUAACUUUUUCUUUACUGGCUUGCUUUAAAAUGGGGCAUAUGUAGAUUUUUACUGAAGUACUCCGCCUGUGGAGAAGGAGCUGCUGUAAAGAUAAUAAAUAAUCUGCAGUCAUUCUUGUAUGCAUUCCAGUGAAGAGAUCAUUGGGUGAGUGGUACUUGAGCUUGGCAUGAGUUGGGAUGAGAGGAAGGAAGGAAUUCCUGCUGAAAGUUUUUAAGUCUCUCAGCCUCAAUCUGUGAGUCCUUACGCAAAGUGGUGGACAUGCUCACAUGCACAUGCUCACAGAAUCUGUGCACUAACAUGCCAGUCAGCUGAGGGAAGGGGCCAAAGGGUAGAGUAAGUUUGGAAGAGAAGCCAAAGUUUGAGAUGCACUGUGUGCCUGUUUGAUAGAGCCUGGGUACAGUGACAUGUCUAUUCAUAAGCUAUUUGACUUGCAUAGGCACUUUUUCUCGAGUCUAAUGCCUCCUGUGGGAAAAAAAAUUAUCUUAGUUAUUCAUCAGUGGAAGUAUAUGCCUAGAUUUUGGACACUUUGAGGAGAUCUAAAGCUAUUGCUUAGUUUUGCAGGUUUAUAGUGCUGUGCUCUGUUGAUGUCCCUUUCCAGUAUGGCAUGGAAAUAUAUUUACAAAGCACUUUUAAUACCAGAGUGCAAUGUGAAUUUCCUCUUGCCAGCUGUUGAAAGCCAAAGCUAUUGAAGGUUUUCCGCUUAGGCAGUAGCAGAAACGUAGUCCAAUUGGUGCUUGCUUACUUCAGUGUUGAAAGGAAGUGAAGGAUCAUUGUUUCAGUGCCAAACAAAUGCAACUUCAUUGUGUAAACAUAGAAGCUUGCUGCAUCCUUUUAUUUGGCUAGUUUUCUAAAGUCAAAUGAGGAUUGCCCUAUCUUUUGCUUACGUGAAAUUGUACUGUGAAUAAUAAAUAAAAAUAUAUAUCUGAGAUUCUGGGAAGCAUUCAGGAAUAAUAAAAGGCUUAAAAAUGGAAGGCUUGUGCUACAUUGUUUCAUAGUCUGUUUUGUUUACAUUCUUGAAUUAUUGACUCUCAAUAUGAGUUGCAGGUACCUGAAGCAAUGUUCACAUUUUCAAAAAUUAACUUAAAAAAUUAAAGUGCUAUUUUAAACAACUAAUUGGAUGAUAUUUAAACCUGGUUAUUUCAAAAAUUGAAAUUCAGCAUUUAAGUCCAUGGAUGAUAAGAUACAGGCAAUAAAAAUUGCCAGCCAGAAACUUAAAAUGGUUAGCUGCGAAUAUGUGCUUCUCAAAGCUGAAAAGACCAAUGGCUCUGUAAAGCUAAAUGACAGACAAGUCAGUCUACCCAUGUAAUUCUCAUUCACAUUCUGUGUGAAAUGAGUGUACUAUAUGUGCAAUGAUGUAGAAUUUCCAUGUAUGUGUGUGUGUCCAGAGUUAACCUGAGAGAGGUGGGUGCAACUUGAUGACCUGGCUCUUGCAACUGGGAAAACUAUUUGCUUUAGGUGAGCAAGUGACAUACAGAAUAAUAGAAUUGCAGAGUUGGAAGGUACCCGAGGGUCAUCUAGCCUAACCUCCUGCAAUACAGGAAUCUCAGCUAAGACAUGCAUGACAGAUGGCCAUUCAACCUCUUCUUAAAAACUUCCUGUUAAUGAGGUAAUGUUUCUCUUGCCAUAAUCAAGAAUGGGGUUUUGCCCUUUUUGAGGACAUGUCUGUUAGGAUAGUCAGGAUCUCAUAAGGUUAGAAGAGACUAAUAUAGGCCAUUAGUCUAGCUGGUUGUUGCAAAACUGGACCAUCAUUCCAUCAACUCUGUCAGUAAAUGUAAGAAUUUACACUACUGUGAUCUGAGACUAGGUGCCCCAAAAGCAAGCAAAGUCUCUUGCUUUUGUAAAUAGCUAAUUCUAGUGAGGUAACCAUGCUAGUUUGUUGUGGCAUAGUUUGAUAACACCUCAAAACCUUGACAUUUAUUGCAGGGUUUUCCAAACUGUGGUCUAUAGACUAAGUUUCAUUUAGUUACAGUAGUUUGUUGUCUGUGAAGAACCUUUACAAUGUUAAUUCUAUAGAAUUCUAACUAAUACAAGACAAUACAACAUAAGAAAUAAAAGAAGUAAUAAAAAUGCAAUUAAAAAUCAUAACAGCAUUUAGCACAGGUUCCUACAAUUGUUGCAAGAGACAGAAGAACCAUUAAGUUGUUUGCCAAGACCCACCCAGCCAAACUCAAGUGGUCCAUGGGGAGAAAAGUUUUGGAUCCUCUUAAUUUAUUGUGAAUUCACAAUAGUUGGUAUCUUUCCAAUGACAUGCUGAACAAACACAGUACAGCUGGAAGUGUUGUGGCACACCGAAAAGCUUAGCUUGCCAUGAACCACGAUCCCCAAUUCAGACAUAAUGCUUUACCAAGGGGAGUCAACUGUGUAUUUACUAUAAAUCAUUAACUAUGGUUUACAAUGAAAUGUGAAUUGUGCCACAUUUUGCCAAUAUCUUGUGUCAGAGAACAACAAGCACAUUUUUUUCAUAAUUGUUGAGAAAUGACCAUUCUUAACAAGUGCCGUCGUUUGCAUCCCUAUGUAACAAGUUAAGGGAAGAGGAUAUUUCCAUUAUUGAAAUGAAGUUAUUUUUCUUUGGCAUAAAUUUGAGAAAAUUGGAGAUCAUCUGGAUAAAACAUAAUAAUUUUUAUGUAGAGCAUCCCUUUUAAAGAUGCCUUCCCAUAGUUACAAAUGGAGUCUAUGAACAGGCAUGAAUUGAUUUCAGAUGAUACAAAAAUAAUCUUCUUGGAACAUGAACACAUGACUUCAGUUACAAUCUUCCUUUGUUCUGGCCAGAUGGUGACUUUAUACUUUUCAAUUACCGUAUAUUAGAACUCAUGAUGGUGAGCCCUCCCCUUUCCUCCAGCUUGAUACGAAUGGACUCAGGGAAAAAAGGUUUGACACAAAGGAAAAUCAAGCCCACCCUGCCAUGCCAAAGUUCAGUCCAGUCAGGAUUCUGGUGAUGCAAAGAACUGAAGGCCUCCUUUCUCAAAACUUAACUGCAGCAGUGUCAGGUAUUGUGGCAGGGCCUUAUUUUUCCAUGUCAUAUAAGAAUGAUCAGAACUAUUUCACAUGGUAGGAAGCAUAGGACUUUGGAAUGCUCUCCCCAGAAAAGUACACUUGAUGUGCCUGGUGUCAGGUAAUGUCAUUUUUAUUUUCCUUAGGCUUUUAAAUUUUUGUCUUUUCUACUCUAAUAUUAAUUUUAUGCUGCUUUUAUAGAUUUUCAGUCUUUAGCGUAUUUUAUAGUGGCUUAAUAUUUUAUUGUAGGCAGCCCUCAUGUACUUGAAGGGGAGAUAUCAAACUUAAUGAAGGAUAAAUAGAAAGCUGUGUUACAGUGAGUGAAGCCAUUGGUCAGUUUAGCAUACUUUUGUCUACUACGCCAGCUGGUAGUGCCUUUACAGUGUUUCAGAAGACUUUUCCAGCCAUGCCUGGAGAUGGCUGGGAUUGAACUCUGGACUUCUUACUAACAAAGCAUAUGCUCUACCACUGAGCUAUGCUACCCUUUCCUCAUUGCUUGGGACUCUUCAAUGAUAAUGGCUUGGUUUGCCCAUGCAAUAAGCCAAACUACGGCUUACAGGGACUCUGUGAACGUUCUGUCUCCUGGAGGCAAGCUUGCAUCUACUUUCCACCCUCCUGGUCCUUUUUGUUCUGUGCAACAACUAAGUCAAAGUUUGGCUUAGUUUGUCACUUGAACCCAGGAUCAUGGUUAAGCGCUCUCCUUUUUAACCAUGAUCUGUAACACUAGGGCAAUCCUUGACUACAGAUCAUAGUUAAGGAAGAGAGAGCUUAACCAAGAUUCAGAUGACAUGCUAAGCCAAGCUGAGCUAAAAAGACCGGGGAACAGCAAAGUGACUGAUUUUCUCCCUGGGAACAGUCUAUUCACAUUAUGCCUUGGUUUGGCUUAGUGUUGUGUGUGAGUGUGGCCAGUGUGUAGUGCUUAAUGGAAGCUUUAUUGACAGCCCCAUUGUUGCUUCUACUUCAUGUGGAUGUACUAUGUAUCCUAGACAGUCAUUCUUUUUUCUUGCAGUCUCAUCCUGUUGCAAGGAUGAGCAAGAAAACAAUUGUGAAAGUGCUGUCCUUUUUUCCUCCCAUUAUGCUACUGACUGAUAGAAAUAGUAUAUUUUGCCAUAUGGGGUGUUGUUCAUUCCUGAAAAUGGUUAUCUUCCCUGCAACUUUAAUGGCAUUACUUGCUGUGCUGGUAACCCAACAUUUCCAUAAACAUGGUUGUGUGCUGGAUUCCACCCACCCCCCUUAUUUCUUUUUGGUUAGGGCAAGGAAUCUUUGCAUGUAGGGAAUGAAACUCUUUGCUUUGGCCUUAAUUGACAGAACAGAUUUCUUCCUUCCGUUUUUUAAAGGCUUGGUGAAGCUCAGCAGUUUUUUUUAAAAAAAUAUUCUUCCAAGAUAAUUUAGAACUUAAGAAAACAAUGUAGGAGCAAAACAUCUUGGAACAGUGCUCAUUUUAUUGACUCAUUAGAGCAGGAGUCUUCAAUCUAGAGCCUGCAGGACCCAACUGAGUUGCGAAUCUGGCCCGCAGGGCCAUUUGAAAACCCACUGAGAGUCCGCUUUUCCUUAGCGCAGUAGGGGGUGGCAAGCAACCCCAACAUGGCUUUUCAGCAGCUCGGGGACUGAUUGGACAGUCCCCGCACCGUGCUGAGGUAGACUGAUGUGGCCUUUCAUUCGUUGAGCCGCCGCUGACACACAGCUAGAUAUACAGUCCAUUUGUAAAACAGUGGUUAAAACAGCAUUAAAAUAUAUUUUCAACAGGCAUGUAUUCUGCAUAGUCAGUGAGAUUUUAGAAACCAUGUGGAAAAAUAUCAUUCUGAGAAUGUUUUUGUGUCUGGAGAAGACUUGGAACAUGUUGCAAUUACAUUUUGCUGAAGAGUUUAUUUCCACUCAACAGUGCUAGUAAUUGUUUCCCAGAGUGGCAUCCCUGUUUGUUUCUGAAGCACCCAGGCAGGUUUCCUGACAGUAAUCCAACCAGUUUUAUGUGCUAAGAAUGAAUUCCUUACUACAAUAUGUUUGUAUAUUCAUAAUUGUUUAAAUAACAUCUGUGCCUUGCACAAGGCUCACAUAAUCAAUCAUCCAGGCAAUAAAUGUGGACAAUAUAUGGUCUACAUAAAAAUUAGGCAGAAUUUAUCAUCUUUCCCAUGCUACAUUAUAAAAGAUGUAGUUAAUUUGGACUCGUACUUUUCAUAGAAUCAUAGAAUUGUAGAGUUGGAAGUGAGCACCAGGGUCAUCUAGUCCAACCCUCUGCAAUGCAGGAAUGUUUUGCCCACCGUGGAGCUUGAACCCACAAGCCUGAGAUUAAGAGUCUCAUGCUCUACCAAGAAAUUAGUUUUUGGUUUUGUAGUGAACAAAUACUUUCUGAACAAAAGUUAAUUCUAACAAUAUUUCAUUUUUGAAAUGUGCAAAACUAGGGCAAGUUCUGAAAGAACAUAUUUAAUGAACUUAGUAGAGAAGGAAAUUGGGGAGCUCAAGGCAAAUGGAAAGCACGCGCGAAUUACUGGUUUACACUACUAAUACAAGCAAAAAGUCCAAAACAAGGGAAGUGGAGUAAGGACAACUUUCUACUAUCACCUGAUCUACUGAAUACUUUCAUAGCAUGAUACCGGCAGAAUGACAGUGUUCUUGUUAAUACUUUAUACAACACAACAGCAUUAUCAGCAUGUGUUUCUGCUGUCAAAAUUUGACUAGCUAGCAACACUGUCCACCACUGUGUUCCACAACCCAUUAGCUUUCAAGGUUUCAAACAGCUUAUGAGAAGGACACUGCUGCAACUUACUUUUAUCAUGCAUAAGACACUUCAGUACAGUGGUACCUCGGGUUAAGUACUUAAUUCGUUCCGGAGGUCUGUACUUUACCUGAAACAGUUCUUAACCUGAAGCACCACUUUAGCUAAUGGGGCCUCCUGCCGCUGCGCCGCCAGAGCACGAUUUCUGUUCUUAUCCUGAAGCAAAGUUCUUAACCUGAAGCACUGUUUCUGGCUUAGCGGAGUCUGUAACCUGAAGCGUAUGUAACCUGAGGUACCACUGUAAUAUGAAGAUGAACUGCCCUGUUUUUCCUGACAGCAGAACACCCUCAGCGUUUUAGUCUACACUUAAUAAAGAAGCAGUCAGGAAUCUCUGACUUCUGGGUCAGUUUCUUGGUAAGUGGGACUUCCUGUCAUCACCAAUCAGCUGAUUGGUGCUGCAGCUAGCCUUCAAAGCUGCUCAGUGAGCCCUUUUUAAGUUGUCAUCUGACAUAAAAAUGAUUCAGCUGAUUGAUAAAUAGGUGCCCACCAAUCAAAUUUGGCCUACAGGGUUGGAGGAAACCUGCCAGUUGGAUCAAGUUCCCAUCCCUGACUAAAGCAUGGAAAUGAGCAUGAAUAGCACAGCCGUCUAUUAAAUAGUGUAUGCCACAACUGAACGCAUUGCUGGGGCUCAUUUCUAAGAAACACACCCUUAUCAGGACCAGAUGCUGUGGAGUCCAGCAGAUGAAGGAUGGGUAUAAGAUGGCCAGAAUAAGAUCUAAUUUUCAGCUGCUGAUUCACAGCAACUUCUUAGGGCCAGUCCCUAAUAAACAUUUUUGCAUUUGACAAAACCAGAAAACUGAUAGUAUAUCUUAUGAAGAUUCAGUAAGUGGCUUUAAUUUAAUUUUUAAAAAACCAACUUAUUCUUGUGUUUUUAACUGAGCAGGAACAACACAGAAUGCACGAUUCUUGUAAGCCACAUUGGGGACCAAUUUUGAUUGAAACCAAACCUGUAAUUAAGCCUAAGCACACGUAACUGAAACAACUGCAUAUUGCAUUCCCAUUUGCCUCCACCUCCCUUUCCCUCCCCUUUGUUGUUUUUCCUGUGUCCAGUCUUAGAUUGUAUGCUUGUGCGGCGCAGGAUAUAAGUAUUUUUUAUAAUAAAAUACAAAGCCCUGGAGUUAUUGUUCCACUUCUUUGUUUGUGUGAAGUAAUUAGUUCCAUAGGGAGAAAAGAGACCUUGUUGACUCCUGUUCCCUACUCAUGGUACAUAAAUGAGUGGAGAGCUGUAGAUUUUGUUGAUUCCUGAUCUCAGCAAUAUUUUUUUCUGAACAAUGCAAAUAAAUAUUCAUACAAAAACUAAAAGUGGAAAUUGAAAUGCUAUCUUCUCAUAGUAACACAUUGCUAGUUUAAAUAAGGAUAGGACAGGGGAUCAAAUAGUUAAUCCAUUGCCGUACAGAAGGUGACAACUUCUCCUUAUGGUGCUUGAAGCACCAUGCAUGACAUUAAAUUCCAAAUACCAGAGAUGUAAUUCAAUAACAACAAAAAUCGCAUAUUUGAAAUAAUAUGAGGUUAAUAAUAUGAGGUUUCCAGGACUAAAUUAUAUCUUCAACCACCAAGCAAAAACUUUCCUUUUUAACCAGGCCUUUGUAAUUACCAAAACUUCACCCCAUAAAGGUUUACAACUGGACAACUAGCUAUACAUCAUGUGGAUAAGGGGCCAUAUUUCUGCCCCAUAUUGCCCAUCCUUGGGGAUGGAAAACAAUUUAUUUUAGAGCUGUCAUGCAUCCAUUAAGUACAAAUUAUUAGAGGUCUUUUUUUAUGAGAUCAAUCCUCAGACUUAAGUGAGGGCAUUUUGAUAUAUAAGAGUGCUGUGAGCUACUAAUUAGGUUGAAUGUGGUAUUCAAACUUCUGUUCUGGUCCUUGUGAAGGUGCUUUAAAAGGCUGGGUGGACAGUGUAGACUUGAGGUUGUUGGUUGGUGGUGGAGAGAUUCCUAAAUUUCCUCAGAAAAUUAAACAAUAAUCAGUUUUGGAACUUGAGACCUGAUUGUGUCUACAAUUUAGAUUUUUACUGAUACAGGUUUUACAUAAAUUUUUGGAGUUCCAAGUUUUUCAAAGUGCUAACCGUAACAAGUGAUGUGUCACCAAUUCCUGUCUGCUGUUACGUCAUUUCUUUUGAACUCUGGUUUCCUACAAAUGUUUGCUAUGAACCUUUAACUAAACACAGAAGUGUUGUCACUGAUAUAGUUUUUGCACAUCUACAGGCUCGGGUUAUGUAUGACUUUGCUGCUGAACCUGGAAACAAUGAGCUGACAGUUAAUGAAGGAGAAAUCAUCACAGUUACCAAUCCGGUAAGAUGCAGUCAGUGGAAAUCAAAGUACCAUACAUAAACCUACUUCCUGGAAUUUUGGUAUAGAAACAUCAAGUAUUUACCAUAUUAUUGAACCUGAAACCUACAGAUACACAACUUGUACAUUUCCCUUCUGUCUUAGUAGAUUUGCCAUUACCCUCCAAGUUAAUAGAUACAUUACUUAUUUACUUACUUAAAAGGAAGUCAUAAAAAGAGUUGGUCACUGUUAUGCAUUUUUCUAAGGGGGCAGGACUGGAAUUCUAUAGACUUAUUAGUUACAAAUAGUUCUUUGAACUGUGCCUCAAAGUUGCAAAUACAUCUUGGGCAAACAUACAUAUGAUAUAAUGAUAUUGGAGCUAUAACUUAAAUGUAGCCUUACUUGGAAGGAAGUCCCAUUGAAUUUUGGACUUGCUUCUGCUUAAGCAUGUUCAGGUUUGUGUUUUGUUUGCAUCCUUAGUGAGAAAAAUUCAUAAUCUAAUUUUUAAAAAAACUAUGGAAAAUUUAAUAGUUCAAUAGGUAUAUCUGCUUCCAUCAAAUCUGCCAGCUAAAAUUGCUGGCAAGUUGAAUAGAUCCAACUUGAACUGCUCAAGCCUAAACACUGUCUUGCUGGGUUUACUCCAAAAUGAACAUGUGUAGGACUGCAGCUGUAUGUAGCUGCAUCAGGUUUUCAUAGAGCCAACAUGAUGUCGUAUGUUGGACUCAAAUUCCGAUUUUCAUCCAGCUAUGAAAUAGACUGCUUAGCCUUUGCUGUCUCUCAACCUGACCUAGCUCCUAUGGUGGCUGUGAUAAUAAGACUGCAAAUGCUAUCCCCUGACUGGCAGUGGUGGGACUUGAUGGUGUGCUGCAUCAACAGUCCCACCAUUCAUGCCAGCCAGGACAGAAGAUGGGGGUGCAGGAAACAAUACCUUUUUGCUGUGUCGGCUCCUAGGCUGUCAUGUUGAAGAAGCCUGGAGAGCCCCUCAGUAUCCAGCAAAUCCUGUGCCAGCACAGCCCCACUGCUGAAAUGCUGAGUUUUUUUGGAGGGGUGGAGAGGUCAUCAACUGCAGCUUUUGGAGACGCCAGUGGCAGUAGCUUCUGAGUGAAGGGAUACUUGUGCUGCAUUAAAAACUUUCCAGCACAUUGUAUCAGGGGUUUAGAUUGCUCUAUUAAUUGGGAGACCCCGUUGUGCUUUGGAGGAAGCUUGGAACAAAAACGUGAUACUAAGAAAACAUGAAUAUGCUAAAAAGACAUUUGGAAUGCAUUUCUUUAAAAUAACUAAACUUACAAUUUAUUGUCUUCAUAAUUUUAACUACUUAACACAUUUGUUUUUAUUUGUUGUAGGAUGUAGGUGGAGGCUGGCUGGAAGGCAAAAACAGCAAAGGAGAACGAGGACUUGUUCCCACAGAUUAUGUUGAAGUAAGUUACAAAAUGAUAUUCAUCAGUGAGAUAAAGUGAAAUUACUACGUAUUCUAUAGAUAACCAUUUUUUUAAAACUGGAAACAUACACUCUUGUAAGUCAGUAAGUGAGAUACAGUAUCACACCAUUGUUUCUGUGUUUGUACAUAUAAGAGGCCUAUAGUACACUAAAAACCAAAUUGCAGUCUGCUUGGGGCUGCAAUCCUAACUCCACUUACCUGGGAGCAAGUUCCAUUGAAUUAGGGUUGUUCUCACUUACAAGGAGCAGCUUGUUCUUACUUAAAUGGAAGAUGGAAUGAAACAGGGCUUGUUCCCUUCUUGUAUGUUCAAUGCAUGCACAUAGAUACAGUAAGGCAGUGGUUCGCAAACGUUUUUCACAGGGACCAUUAGAAAAUUGCUGAGCAUCUUUGUGAAUCAUUUAAUGGUUUUUCUGCCUCUUGUAGCAGUCACAGUGUGCUGUGCAAGAUGCUGGAUUAUUUUUAAUUGUAUUUUUAUUGCUUCUUUAAUUUCUUACAUAUUGGAUUUUAUUGUAUUACAGUUUGAAUUCUGUAUUAUAGUAUAAUAGAAUACAAUAUAAGCAAUAAAAAUACAAUUAAAAUCAAUAUGAGUGUUUAGGGUGAUGGGUGUCCUGUCUCCUGUCUUCAGCCAUAAACACACUCUGCCAUCUGAAUGAGUCUCACAGAGAACUUAAGUCCAUUGAUACCACUGAGUGUGUUCAGAGUGUGACUUUUCUUUAAUAUAAAGUUGACAUUUUAUUUUAGAAAUGUAUUUUCAGCAGCAUUCUGUUUUUCAGAUUCUACCUGAAGGUACCAAAGAUGGAAUUUCAGUAGCUGACCAAGCCUUUUUUGAUGGUCUCUCUACUGCACAGGCUAAUUUGCAAGCAGCAAAAGCCAAUAGCCAGGUAGGUCUUGUUUCUUCAAAAAACCCUUUUUUUAGAGCAUGUUUUCUUGAGCACCAGAAGCAUGACAGACUGUAUUGAACCAAAGAAGCUUGUUGAAGUCCCUUGUUGUGAGUUACUCUAACCUGCAUGGAAAAGACAACCUCAGGUGUUCUUUAAUCCUUUGAAAAUUAACUCCUCAUUUAUUGACAUAGUUGUAAGGGAAAUGAAUGGAAAAGUUCUGCUAACAUUACAUUGGAUCUCUUCUGGGUCAGACCAAAGCUCUUGUCUAAUCCAGAAUCGCUUUUCUAUGACCAACCAGAUUUCUUUUAGGAAGCCAUAAACAGCCAAAGGUUCUCCUUUUUUUUUAUUUGCACUCCAGGUACUGGCAUUCUCUGGGCAUAGAGAUUCCAGUUAGUUAUCAUGGUGGUUGAUAAACCUUUUCUCCAUUAAUGUGUCUCAUCUCUCUUUGUGGUGGGCAAUUCUUUAUUGUUCACUUGUAUUAAUUUUGCCACAGCUUUUGUUCCUUCUUUGUUCUUGUUUUCCCUUCUUUAAAAUAAGACUUCCUUCUUCUCCAUGAGGGAUAGCUCAGUCAGUAAAGAAUGAGACUCUUAAUCUCAGGGUUGUGAGUUUGAGCCCCAUGUUGGGUGAAAGAUUCUGGCAUUGCAGGGGGUUGGACUAGAAGAUCUUCAUGGUACUUUCCAAUACUACAAUUCUAUGAAUAUGUAUAGCUUCCUUUACUCUGCUUGUUAACCAUGCUGGUAUCCUCUUGGACUUGUCUUUACCUUUCCUAAUAUGUGCGGUAUACAUUUUAUCAGAACUAGUCUUAACAACUGUCUAUAACCACUGAGUCAUCCAACUGUUCACAUAAAUAUGCGUUGAAUUUGAUAGCUCUUUGUCAGCAGUUAGCAGUUGAAAAUCUUGCACCAGAUCUUAAGCACCCCUGUAUGAAGAUUGAUCCCAGGUUCUCUCUUAUCCCCGCUUGGAUCCUGUGUGUCUUUACCACAUCAACCAGCCAGCAUCCUUGACUGCCCAUGUUGGCAGGAAAGAGGAAACAAAAUACAGUUUCUUGACCUGUUAGUUCCUGUGUGAGUUAUUUCUGAAAUCCAUUUCCUUAUUGGCCUUUCUGUUGCUCAGUUCUCUGUCUCCUCCACUUGUUCUUCCUUUCUAUUGUAAUGUAUCAGCCAAUUGCUGAGUUUGCUCUCUUCCUGUUUCUUCCCUGCCUCCAGAUACCUAACCUCUUUUCAUUCAGCCUGCAUAUCUUGGCCAAGUAGCACCAUUUGUCGCUAGAUCCAUUGUCGUUGUCACUGCCUGAAACUCUUAAUAUUCCAUGUUACCCAUCCCAUUUGGUUCUCCUAAACACGAGUCCCUUUCUCCCAUUAGAGCCUAUACAUCCCUUGUAUGUGUGAGGCUGAAAUGGAGCUCCACUGGCUAGCCAUGCCACCAACCACCACAGCAGGCCCAUUCCAAAUUUUUAAAUAUCUGGAAAGAGCAAUAUGUAUAAAUAGCUGCUGACAUAUAGGCCCCUCUUCCUAGAUGUCAUUGCUGAAUAUGUGGCCAUCAAGGGAGCAGGCGCCAAUUAAGGUGGGGCUAGCUCAUUUGGUUUACAUGCACAUGUUAGAGGAACCUUUUUCAAUUCGAGGGCUGAAUUUACUUCUGGGCAACCUUCAAAGGGCUAAAUGCCAGUGUGGGCAGGGCAAAUGGCCAAAGUAGGUGGAGCUAUGAAUGUACAUUUACUAGUUUCUAUACACAUUCACACACAUCUCUCUAGCCUCCAUCCAGACAAGCUCGGGGGCACAUUCCAGCCACACAAAAAGCAGAGCCAGUGAGGUGUGUGGCCUGGAGAGAGUUCCAAGUGCCAGAAGCAGAGGUCUGGUGCGCCACACCUGAACGUACUAUGACCAUGUAAGCUCAAUGGAUAAAGGUGCUUUGAAAUGUUUCAGUGUCUCAUAUCAGCCAAGUUAAAGUUUUGGUUGGUUAUUUCAAAUACAUAUGCAAUUCCUUGCGUCUCCAGCUCUUGGACAUAAGUCUCUCAUUUCUCACCUAUUUCAGUUUUCUUCUUCGCUAAUGGCUUCUUCUCUUGCUUUUUCCUCUCCCCCCCCCCUUGUUCUUUGUUAGAUUUUGAAGGAACUGCUCAAGUCUGUGGCACAAUAUGUUUUAGCUGUUUCUGCAUCCCAAAGCCCCUAAUAUGUCUGCCUGCAUACUCUGGUUCCUCUGGACCCUUCAUUCUUGCUCAUCCCAACUGUGAGUUCUUAAGUCUCUACCGUGCUGCUUUUUGAGUCUCCCAACUUCUGCUUCCCUCAGCUUUUGCUGUGCUUGUCCAUCUUGCCCCUCGUUAGGGCCUGAGCAGCUCAGUUAGUGGGAACCAGAGACCAUGAGGCUCAGAAAGCUCAGCCUAUAGCAGUAGACUCCUUUGCAGCUCUGAUACUAGAGCAGUUCAGCCAGUUAUUAUGAAAGGCCUCAUGACAACUGUGACAACCCCCAUGACUCUAUUGUAAUAGAGACUUGGAUCUGGAUAGGAAUAUCUUUCAACAUGCCUAAAUCUUUGUAGCAGUCCAUAGGUCAGAGGCAGGUAGUGGUGGUCAAAGGUCUUGUAACACGAAAACAAACUUUUGAGUUGGUGGCAGGGUAGUUCAUUCAUUAAUAACUGAAAAAUUAAAAUGUACUAAAAUUCAAAAAGAAGCUUUUUAAUUUCAGUGCAAGGAUUUUUAACAAAUAUGAACACUGCUGUUGUACAGAAAAGCAAACUUGUUUGCACAGCUUUGCAGUGUAAAUUUGAUAAGCCUGUUUGCUUAGCUAUUUAAAACAGUGAAGACUGAAAACCAGUGCUUUUUUCCUAAAAAAAUAUGUUUAGGGAUAUUCUCAUUUUCCUACUCGUAUUGAAAUACUGCCUCUCAGUGAGGCCAAACUUAGAUUCACAAAAUGUUAGAAAAAAGCACUGCUGAAAACUAUAGCGAGUAAUACUUCAGUAUAGUAAUACAAAGCAAUCAAUCACUUGAUAGCCUUUAUAAAAUUAAAAUUUUAAACAAGUUGACCUAGCAGAAUGGCAGAUGAAAUGUAAAUAACAGCCAGUGUAGUUGUAUAGGUAGAGGACUGAAUUUGGACUUCGGACCCAGCCACAAGGUUGCUUCACUACUCCCUGCUAGAAAGGAAGUUAGGUUGACUGGGAGACAAAUAGCAAAAUAAAUUGUAAACCAAAGAAUUUUACAGAGAUGGUGAAGAGGAGGUACAUUAGACACAAAGGCAAGGAAUACUUUUGGACACUGCCAGGGAUCUGAAGAGCUUUUUAAUGUAUGCCUGGUGAAGUUUUUGGCUCUUUCUCUAAACUGUAGAUUCUCAUACCCUAUCACAAACUACCCUCAGUUUCAAAAAGGAUAUGGCAUGUAUGAUUGCUAUUCAAGGCACAUAAAUUAGCUCCUGUAGGCACAUUAAAAAUUACAUAGCUUUUUGGAUUCCAAACAUUGUAUUUUUGUUCUUGUUGUAAUAUAAUUUUGAAGCAAAAAAACAAGCAAAUCUUUUCCUUGGACUAUUGUGGCUGCUCACAAAAAAUCCUGAUGCACGAAAAAGCAACCAACUCAUCUAGUUUUCCUUUUGAGACUCAAAUUGUACUUCAUUCUCAGAAGUGUUGGGAACCCCAAAUCCAGGCUGACAAUGGAAUCUAAGCAGUGAACCAGAAUAAGUUAGUCUAUGAAACUUCUUCCUUGAGAGAAGUGGGAGCUGGCCAAAGCGAAGAAACUCCACAAGUAAGCAAUCUCAGGAGAUCCAGAAGUAUCAAACGGUCUAGAGUAUCAAAGGUUGUUGACAUAGUGCAGCUUCAGAUGAAGUCUGUAAGCCAGUCAGUAUAGGGCAGCCAUUAUGCUCUUAAAUCUCUGCUCGUUGUUUACCUUCUCUCACGUGAACACAUUCCAUUGACUUUCCAACUUUAUCUUUUAAAGGAAGAGGUAUACCACUGCCAGUAAUACUUUUGCUACACUUAAUAAGUUGAAUCCUGCAUGCAGUUUUCACAGCCAGCUUCUUCCAUUCAUGAAAUGAACUGUGAUCAAAUGCAACAGUUUCUCCUUUAACUAUACCUUUCGCUUCCUGCAGCAGGAGUGUCACAGAAUCUAAUUCAGUGUGUCCUGUACCAGUUCAAAAAUGCUUAUUUCAGACUCCCGAGCAAAAUAUUCAACUGAUCACAAGGCAGAUCUUAUUUAAUCAUCGGACUGAUAAUGUAAAAGAUUUUUCUCCAAAAUAUCUUAAAUUGGAGCAUGUCUGUUAAAUGUGAAAAGUCAGAUUUCAUUUGCAACACAUCUAAAAUACUUCAUUUCCACUGCUAAUUGAUGUGGAGUUAAAUGCAAAUAGUAAACAAAGUGGUAGUGAUUUUCUUUGAUUAUAGAAGUAGGAGCUAUGGCCCUUUUAUGAUGGUGUUUUGCUUAUGUUGUGUUCAGAAUUGGCAUGUCUUAACAUUUUUCCCAUUUAGGCUUUAAGUUAUUUUCUUUUCUUCCAUAAAAUUAUUUGAAUUUCAAAAGAAAUCAUUCCUGUUUUUUGUUUCAUCUCUGAUUUGUAAAAAAUAAAACUUUUUAAUACUAAAACAACUGCAGAAGUAAGAAAAUAGAAGCCUUGUCCAAAUGUGGGGAACAAAACAUAACAUAAAUAUUGGCACAAGAAAUGCAAGCAGACAAUAAGGGAUACUACAUAAUAAUUAGUAUGCUAAACAAGAAUGCUAAAAAUCUAAAUACCAACAAUAAUAAAAAAUUGUUAAAUACAUUUGGAGCAGGAGACCAGCUAGAGAGGUGGUUGGACCGAUGUAUGAUAAGGAUGUCAAAGGUGUGCUAAAAGAGGAAAAGGAGGAAUGGGUUAAUUUCAUCAAUCUUCAGAGCAGCAUAUAUAGAGCACAGGAAGGGAGACAGAGGAACUGAGGCAAAUAGGCAAGAGACAAAGUCCUAGGCCUCGUUGACAAAAUAAAAACUUACAAAUCACUGUGUCCAUGUGGCAUCCAUCUGAGAGGCCUUAAAGAACUCAUAUGGGAAAUAGCUGAUCUUCUAGCAAAAAUAUGUACCUAUAACUUGUUCCCAAGAUCAACCUACAUAUCUGUUGACUACAAAGCAGUUAAUGUGAUAUAAUUUUGUAUAAAAGGGAUCCAGGGGAGGAUUCUGGAAAUUACAGAUUAGUUAGCUUAAUGUCUGUUCUGGGAAAAUUGCUACAUAUAUCAAAGAAUAAGACUUGCUGAAGCAUAAGCAGCAUGGCUUCUGCAAGGGUAAGUCCUGUCACUAUGUAUUGGAGUUCUUUGAAAGUAUCUACAGGCAUAUAGAUAAAGCUGAUACUCUGUAUUUGGACUUUCAAAAAGCUUUCGACCUCACCAAAGAGUCCUGAAUAAGGUUAGCAGUCAUGGAAUAAGACGAGAGUUCCUCCUAUGGAUCAGUGAUUGGUUUAGGAGACAGAAGCAAAGGGUAAUAAGUGGACAGUUCUCGCUGUAAAGAGAUGUAGAAAGUGGAGUUCCUGAAAGGCCAGUGUUAACAUUCUAUAGCCAUCUAAAUGUGUCUGGGGAGGCUUGGGUGUUACUGGUUUGUUUUGCCCCACCUAAUUGAUCAUGAGAUGUGGCACACACACACCAUUUGAAUGGCAGUGCCGUCAACUUGGGGGGGGGCAGCCCCCUCAAAUAUUUCAGGGGGGCAAGGGACCUUGGCCCCUAGGAGUUGGCUCCUAUGCUACUUGGUAAUAAGCAUGAUUAAGCAUUACAUUUGCCCUAAGGUCUAAGUACAGUGGUACCUCGGGUUACAUACGCUUCAGGUUACAUACGCUUCAGGUUACAGACUCCGCUAACCCAGAAAUAGUACCUUGGGUUAAGAACUUCGCUUCGGGGUGAGAACAGAAAUCGUGCUCUGGCGGCGGCAGCGGUAGCAGGAGGCCCCAUUAGCUAAAGUGGUGCUUCAGGUUAAGAACAGUUUCAGGUUAAGAAUGGACCUCCGGAACGAAUUAAGUACUUAACCAGAGGUACCACUGUAAUUGACUUUAGUAUUGGUUGAUGGCUUCAUACAUUAUGUUUAAAUUGUUUUUAGUACUUAUAUGCUAGCUUUGUGCUAGCAGAAGCCAGCACUUGGAUUCAUGCUCCCCUCAAUCCACUCUGGAGGAUUAGGAAAUCCCCAGAACGACUCAUGAGGGGAAAUUGUUUGUCUUGCAAGCAGAAAUGCUUGUACUGAUGGGACAUUCAGGAGAGAUGUUGAAGUCCUCCCAGAAUGUAAAUUAUUUCCUUCCUUCCGACGAUACUACUUUAGAGGAGAUUUGCUUUGGACAUGAAGGAGAGCAACAACAAAUUUUUUAUUUGUGCCCUGUCCAUCUGACUGGGAUACACUACUAUCAUUUCUAAAUUAAACAUGGCUGAACAAUAUACAGUGGCUAAAUAAUUGUAGUUAUGUCAAUUCCAAAGUCUUAGAAAAUACUUUUGUUUCAGGAAAACCAGUAAAAAUUAAUGAGGCAAGACAUAGCCAACCAAGUUACUCAGCAAAUUACUUAGCGUUGUGAGCUAAGCCUAGGAUUUGGGCUUAGUAAUUCCUGUAUCAUUUAUAUUUUUCCAGUGACACUUUCAAGAAAAUACUCUAGUAUGUGUUUUGAUUGUUAUAAAUGCAUGUGAACAAAGGCUCCCUUCAUAUGUUAACCACACAUGUUGGUUUCACAGUUUCAGGUUCUCUUAAUGCUUCUGAUGUGAUGAAUGCCAUAAAAACACAACAAUAUAUAAAUGCUUCCAUUUGAGGAAUAAGAAUGCUGAAUGACUUCAUUGAUGCCAAUACAGUGGCAACAAAUGCUUUUAAGACCGGGUGUUCAUGAAUGUCAUUGUGAUACUUGGUAUGAAGGCCCUGUAGAUGAAGUUCAUUUGUAAGCAGAUCAGGAAGUAUUUGUUGUAUGAUUAUUUCAUAAUGUGGGAGACAUUGCUUGGCUUUUGGAAGUUAUGUCUCAUGGCUGCAUGGUUUUACUUAAGUUUUUUGUUGUUGUUUGCCUUUGUGCUUGAUGUAACAUCUAGGAUCUGAACACAAUAGUGUAGUUUGAAUAGGCUAUGGGAGAAAAAUCCUGCAAUCUUUAGAGAAGAGUUUUUAUUUAGAUGCAUGCUGCUUCUGAUUAUUGUGUGGCAGUUGUGUGGCAUGCUUGCAUUUCAGCAGUUCACCUUGCCUGCAAGAAUCUUUCUAUGCUGCAGAGCUGAAAACUACAUCAGGCUUUCAUACUUCUGCCUUUCCCCCUUUACUGAGUGCUUCUUAUUUUUAAGGUGGAUUCUCAGGCAUCUGCCACUCAUACUUCUAUUUUGGAAUUUUUUACUCAAUCUCCACCUUCAACUCCUUCUACAAGAAAGGUAAUUCUUAAAAAGUUACUAAAAGGGUAUACCCUUAAAAAGUAUACGAAAAGUAUACCCAUAUACUUUUGAUCUCUUUCUCACUUUUUUUAUUUUAAAAAAAUCUCAUCUGCAAGUCUGAAGUUUAAUAACACUGCUGGAAGAUGUUACACGCUACCUGCAUAAAGUAGAAUUUACAGAAAUGUCUAAAUUUAGUCACUGGUGAGCUGCUGGUAUUCUUGUGAAGAUACGCAGAACUAAUGACAGGCUUUCUUCUCAACUCCUAAGGCAGUGGCUAAAUCAUUUUCAAAACUUUGCUACAUCUGUAAGCAAAAAGAACCUGUGAAAAAGAACCUGUGAAAAACAGAAAAGGGCAUCUCCAGAGAGUAGGCUGGUUGGUAUGGGAGUAGGCAGUCUCUUUGGUAUCCUGGACUUGAGCUGCUUAGGGCGUUAAAGAUAAUUACCAAAAACUUUUGAGUUGCCCCUCAAAUCAAAUUGACAACCAGGGCAAUGAAACAGUGUAUCUUAGAUGAUUAUGAUUAUUAUAAAAUGUUUGGGCUUGUAUAUCAAAGUGGACAUAUUUGUGGCUAUAAUGGCUUCUUUUGUUACCUAAACAUGUGUUUGUGUUCAAAGUCUGGGUAGAACCACUGUUAGCCUACUAACAGGUUCUGUUUUUGCUGCUUUUAAAUUCCAUUGAAAAGAAUAACACUUGCUUCCAACUAGGAUCAGACUGUUGGCGUCUAAUGAGCUGCUGUUUUUUAUGCCAUAGUGUUAUCUAAAAGCAUAAAAAUGUGCCUUUUAUAUUUUAACUAUUUAGAAUUGCUUUUUGACUUUUUUUUUUAGAUUUAAAUAAGGGAGUGCAACUACUGUUUACUCAGGAGUAGACCCAUUGAAAAUGAUGUGCUUACUAACUUAGUCAUAUUAAUUGCAGUGGGUCUGUUUUGAGUAAACUGUAGUUGAAUAGCACCCUAUAUGUGCACCUGUGUGGAAAAUAAUGGAAUACAUGCUUUUGCCUUCCAACAAUUUCCCCUAUUUUACUUUAAAAGGGAAUUUAUUGGUAACAUUUGUGACUAGAAUUUUACUUUUUCUGUGCUAUUUUUCAAAAAACACAUAUAUCCCACCUUUUUUCAUUUUUAAACUUAGGCUACCAGCAAUGCAAACGACCCCUGGUCAAGCUGGGACAACACAACAGGUGGUGAUGGCUGGGCAGCAAAACCUGAAAAUAGGCAGAAAAACAGCGCUUCAAACAACUGGGAUGCAGCAGCAUUUGGUCAUCCACAGGCUUAUCAAGGUCCAGGUCAGCUGAGUGUUUCCAUAACCAUUGCUGAUUAUUGGGGUCUGGUAGGACUCCAGAUAAACAUAAUUCAGAAAGUAAAUAAUGAUAUUUGAUUUCAGAAUUCUGCUAAAACUACAUGGUAAACUUACUCAGAGACCAUCAGCAGAUUAUUGUUGUGUGUAAUAAUAAUAAUAAUAAGAAGAAGAAGCCAUUUUUAUUAGAUGUCUGUGUGGGUGUGUUGAUUGGGACUUCUUACGCUAUACCCUUAUCGCCAGAAUGCUCCAGAAUGCUGUUUAGUCUUGACAGCUAUUUGAAUGUUGCAUUAGGAUACUGUAGAACUGAAAGAUGCCAGUUAAUUAGAUGCACUGUUGUUCGCAUUAAGUGUGGUUUGGAUAUUAUGUAUGCAACUAGUAUUGUCUCUUCUUUAGCGGCUGCUGAUGACGAUGACUGGGAUGAUGAUUGGGAUGACCCAAAAUCAACGGCUGCACCCUAUCUUGGAUAUAAAGAGGCAGAGCCUUCAGACCCAGCAGGGCUUCAGCGUGGCAAUAGCCGUGGAGCUGCUAUGAAGCUACCACUUAACAAGUAAAAACUGCAGGACUGAAUAGGGUGGGGGUAGGGGAAAUAGAAAUUUAAAGAGGAAUUUAAAAUGGAAUAGUUGACUGUGUUCACAAGCUGUAGUGCAUUUUCCAUGUAAAGUUUACAAAUAAUAAACUUGUUUCAGUGGGAAAGGGUAACAAAAUCAGUAUUCAGCUAAAGAAAAUAGUAAAAAACAAAAACAAAACCUAUUUAUAAGUCCCAAACAAAACUUAUUUCCUCAAAUAAAACAUGCCCUUCAAUUGAGCUUUAUCAUCUCUUUUGUGUGGACUUGUUGGACCAAAAUGUUGGUGUCCCUUAGGUGGUUUUGAACAGCUGGAAUGAUUUGACAAUAUAGUUUAUUAGUUUUCACAUUUUCUGCAGUAAGUGGAUUUUAGUUAAGUGCUUUGUCUUGACAGGAUAGUUCUUGCUUACAGCCAGAGAUAUAAAUCCUUUGCACUCCUUUGCCCCGUGGGGCUUUUGUAUGCACCUCCACCCCCACUCUUCAGCAGCCUCCUUCUGCCCAGUUGUCCGGCUCUGCAAUUAGAUAUACAUUCUGGAUAUUCUGUUUGUCUGUCUGUCACUUUUAAAAAAGAAAGUUAGUAAUACAGUCAAGAGUGAGGGGGUUGAUUGGGAAAUGAGGAGAUGAAAUUCCUGCUAAGGACUGGGCCUUUUCAUGCACUUGAAAUGUUUCUGGAUUCUGAACUGCAGGAGAAUGUAACUGUCAGUUUAUCAAAUGACAGAAGAGAAUUCAAGAGACCUCUCAUAUGGUGUUAUAGUGACAGUUGGUACUAACAGUUCCUUCACCGUUUGUUCUGAUUGGCUGAAUUCAGCCACUCAGCAAUGACUUAAUUGUAGGUGCAUAUUUAUUUACUCUUAAUGCAGUUGUUUCCCAGUCUGUAACUAACUAGAUCAUUUCAGCACCAUUGUUUUAGUAACAGACGCAUUUACCUUCUUGGAUACACCAAAUGUCUAUAAAAUAUGGCAAGCAGUUCUGAAUCUGCCAAAGAGCCUGUGAAAGAAGGAUUCACUCACUUAAUUUCUCUGAUCAGAUUUCCUGGAUUUGCAAAACCUGGAGUGGAGCAGUAUCUCUUGUCAAAGCAGCUAGCAAAACCCAAAGAGAAAAUUCCUAUAAUUGUAAGUUUAAAAUAUUGUGUGUGUGUGUGUGUGUGUGUGUGUGUGUGUGUUGUAUUCAUAUCUAUCUUUGGCAACUGCCUGUGGCAUUAGUGUGUAAACAUAUACAUACUCACUUUUAGCCAAAGCAGUAUGUACUUAGGAAAGUGCUUCUUGAAUGAAAAGCCUGUCUGGCCUUGAACAUGCUGAGUAUGUUGCAUACUUCCAUGGGAACUGUGAAGCCUCAAGGGCACUCUUACAGAAAUUAAGCAUGUAAUUCACAGGGACCAGGAUUCAAGUCUUUGUUCAUCACCCUACAGCACAAUAACGCCACUAUAACUUUUUGAGCAAUUUUCUUCCUAGGCAGCUAUUUGUGCUGAGUAGUUGAAAUGGUAUACUAUCAUUGAGAGAUCCUAAAAUGCUGUUUGCAAAAGGUGCUUUGGGCACCUGCUUCAAACUGGCAUCCAGGUAUAAAGUUCUGUGUGGCCCAUUUCUGUAUUAUGCCUGAUAAUGCAGCUUGCUAAGCCUCUGGAUUGCUUAUUGUAGUAAUUACUUUCAGGUAUAGAAUGGAUGCAUCUUUGGUUCUACAUGUAGGUUUAGUGUGCAUUAAAUGCAAUUGCAUAUUUUAGAUUUGUGUAGCAUGCCUGGAGUUAAUAAAUACUUUUGUUGUUCUGUAGAUUGGAGAUUAUGGGCCAAUGUGGGUGUAUCCUACCUCUACAUUUGACUGUGUUGUGGCUGAUCCAAAAAAAGGUUCUAAAAUGUAUGGUUUGAAGAGCUACAUCGAAUAUCAGCUUACGUGUACAGUAAGUGCGUACCAGAGAAGUUUCUUUAGGUGACAUCUCAAAAUGUCCCAAUUCUUUUGAUCGUUUAUCUAUGAUUUACAUCAUACAGUUAAAUAACCCUGACUUAUACAGACAUAGUAGUAAAUAUAUUUUGGAAGUCAUAAGCAAGAGUGUUUUGUCUGCCUAUCUUACAGAACACUAAUCGAGCUGUCAACCACAGAUACAAGCACUUCGACUGGUUAUAUGAACGUCUCUUGAUUAAGUUUGGAUCAGCCAUUCCAAUUCCAUCUCUUCCAGACAAGCAAGUGACAGGUAACCUUCUCUAAAUUGAUGGUUCUUGAAACAGGAAGUUUAUGAUUAGCUUAGUUGUUUUUCUGAAAGAUGAUAUUAAUGCAAGAGGGUCACUCUGAAAAUGAGGACUUCUCAGCGUAAAACUGACUAUCCCCUUAAAUUUCAUAAGAACAGUGGAGGAAUAAAAAUGUAGAGCGGCUACAAAGUGGUUGAGAACAGAGUAUGCUGUUGCUGGUUUGUUUAAGAGCCUGCACUAGUCUUUUUUUAAUCUGCCUCCUAAUGCUACACUUCCUGAAAAAAGUAGAUGUUAAUAUUUUGUUUAUACUGCCUUGAUAGAGUUGAGGCUUUGUCUUUCCAUUCAUUAUGUGCUUGAUUGGGCUAUUCUGAAACCAAAGGAGUGUUGGAAUGUGGUCCAGUUUUUAUAAAAUAUAAGAUUAAAGUAAUUCAGCAUGUGAUGUCCAAGGAUUAUGCUGUGGAAAUCAUAGGCCUUCUUGCAGUGGGGCAACUAAGCUUACCACUUCUGUUCUGAUUAAUUGGCAUUUCUUUCCAUUUGACUCUCUGUACCCCUGAAGUAUGAUCUUUUAAACAGAUAUCUUAAAGUCAGCCAAUAAAAAAGAAUCUGAUGUGCAACCUGCUCUAUAGCUCUGUGUAAUGCUGGAAAUGCAAACAGCAUACUGCGUGAGAAGGAAAUUGAGCAUUGAUGUGUGUACUACGAUGCAUGCCAAGGAAGUGGAAAACUAAGGAAGUGAUUUACUUUUUCCUUAACUAGAACUUCAAGCAUAGAAUUCCAGCAGUUUUUUCCUGAAGUGCACACAUGAGCUUGAAAGAAAGCCAUAGCAGACUAGCACAUUGGGAAUCACUGAUUAAGAUUUAGAGAAUUUUUUCUCCAUUAUUUUGAGUAUUGUGAGAUUGAAAGAAACUUUAUUUUCCAAUCAGUGUUUAUUCUCCUCUAACCUUGUUAAAUGGUAAUAUAGAAAAAUUGUAUGCUUCUUGCUAUUUUCUUUGGUAAAUGCACUGGGGUUUUUUUGUUAUUUUUUUAAAGUAUGUUUGCAGUGUUAAUGUCGACAAUUAGCAUAUGCAAAAUAAAUGAGAGACUUAGCACUGCCUUAUAUUUUAUUGUGGCGUUUCUCGCAUUUAUCUAUUGCUUUGCAGCCCAAAGCAAUAAAAACAAUUAAAAUAGAAUGCAUGCACAGAAACACUUCAUUUUUCCUUGAUGUCUAGGUAAACGUUGGAUCCAGUAGAUUUAAUCUGAACUUUGAAAAGCACAUAAAACUGAAAGAGAAAGUAGGAAACAGUGUUGCUCUUCCAAAUUUGUCCUUUAGCUGUAUGUACUUUUUAAAGGAAGGAAAAAGUUGCCACGCCUCAAUUUAUGACUAGGGGGCAGGCUGUGGUGGGGAGCCUUCAGGCUUCAUGAGCACUAGGAGAAGACUUCAAGGGCACCAUUGUACCUAUGGGCACAAUGUUACUAGCUUCCAGCAUCUUGUCAAGGACUCCACUGCCUCCACUGUGACUUAAAGAGAAAAUUAAGAGUGAAUUUAUAGCAUGCUGCUGGGUGUGGAUGAUUUAAAUAGAACUCUUACCCUUCCAAGGGUCAGUAACUGCUGGGAUUGCAAAUGGCACACAAGUUGCAAUUACCACUGCUAUUCUUUUAUUUUCUUUGUCAUUGACCAUAGCUUUUCUUUCCCUAACCUUCCAUACUUACCACUUUCUAAAACAAGCAACCUAACAAUUCACCACCGUUAUUCAAAGGGAGAUUAAGUGUACCUAAGCCAAGUGGAUUAUCUGUUUUAAAUUGAAGUACAUCUUAAGUCUCACAGGCAGGUGUGUGUGUUAUAAUAAAUUGAAACAUUGCAUAGAAUCUGUAAGCUGACUAACUUGCAGUUUACGCAAAACCAAAGAAUUAACUAUAUUCAGCUUUGUAUAGGGUCCUUGAGAUCUGGUGGUGAUGUCCUCUUAACAGUCUCACAUAGCAUGCAAUAUGUGGUCGUGUAUAAGAGGGCAGUCUUGAUCAUCACACCCAGGUUGUGAAAUGUCCCCCCCCCAAUAUACCAUAUUUUUUCGUGUAUAAGACUAGGUUUUUUACCUUAAAUAUAAUGUCAAAAAUUAGGGGGCGUCUUAUACACGGAUACAUCUCCCAUUUUCUUAAAUCUGAGUCCUCCCAAAAUAGUUGGUGCCAACCCUGUUGUGUUACAGACACCUUUUGAAGAUCCUAUUUAUUUCCCUAGCCAUUUGACUGAGCUAUUUUCCUCCCUUGUUGAAUUUCAUGUGACUUGGAUGUUUGCUGCUUGUUUUAGAUUAUAUUGUACCCUGCUCUGGGAUUUUUAGUGAAGGGCUGGCUAAAAGGCUUCAAAUAAGUAAAUAAGCUAAAAAUUGCUUGUCUUAUUGGAGGGGGAGGAGGAUAGAUGGCAUUAAGUGUGAAUGUCAGUAUCUGUUACUAAUUGGCCUGCAGGGCGUUUCGAGGAAGAAUUCAUCAAAAUGAGGAUGGAGAGGCUACAGGCAUGGAUGACCAGGAUGUGUCGUCAUCCAGUUGUUUCAGAAAGUGAAGUUUUUCAGCAGUUCCUUAGUUUCCGUGAUGAAAAGGUAUUACUUUCCAUUGUUUUUAAUUGCUUUGAGAGAAAUCUUUCUAGACAGUGCCAUUAGAUAUACAUCUCCAAAAGCAGUAGCGAGUAGUCCCUGGUUUAACAUUUAUUUCAUAAAAUUUAUAUACAGCUUGAUUGUGAGAAAGGGGAUGACGCCUAUGCACCUUUUGGUGCAUAGUUUAAAAGGGGAUAAAAUGGAAUACUGUUAUUUUUAGAAAACCAUUUUCCCAAAGGCAGGUGGGAAUAUGGCUUUUUGUAGAAGCACCUCGCUUAUGAACACUAACAUUUUUCAAGCAGCAAUUUGGUAAAGUUGUUACCUAACUUAGCUUAAGUCUAAAGUACUGGUCGAUAGAGAGUGCUAAGCAAUAUUAUAUAUGUAUGACUAAAACAACAAAUUAACAUGGUUUCCCUUCUGGAAGAUGUACGAGUAAGUUUGGGCAAGAUAUUUUUCCAGGCCAGGUUAUAAUGCAAAGAGCCCCUUUAUGUGCAUGGUCAGGGCUUAAGCUGUUGCUGCAGUUAUUUGGAUCAUUCUUGUUUUAUUUAUUUCAGAGGAUUUUUAUACCUCUUGAUUGUAAUAAAACCUCAAAGCGGUUUAUGAAAAGCAUAAAACAAUAAAAUUACCCCCAAAAAAGUUUUAAACAACUUUUUAAAACAUAAAAAGUUAAAAUAAUAAGCUAAAAACCAGAGUAAAACACAUGCCAACAUUCUACACAUCCGGAUAGGCUUGCAUAAACAAAAAUAUUCUUGGCAGGUGCCGAAAAGAGUACAGUGAAAGAGGCCUACCUUACAUCAAUAGGCAGGGAAUUCCAAAGUGUGGAUACUGCCACACUAAAUGAUUGAUUUCUUACAAACGUGAAGCAAGAGUUAUGUGGCAUCUGUAACAGUGCCAGUUUUGCAGGUCAAAGUGGUCGAGUAGGUAUGUAUGAAGUUAGGCAAUCUCACUAGUAAAUGACCUCAGGCUGUUAAAAGUUUCAUAUAUUUAUAGGAACACCUUGAAGUUGGCCCGGCAGUAAAUCUGCAACCAGUGCAGAUCUCUGUGCAGGGAUGUUCUAUGCUGGCAGAGUCUCACUCCUCUCGGCGAUCAUGCUGUGGCAUUCUGCACUAACUGCAGCUUUCAGAUCAAGCACAAGUGAAGCCUCACAUAAAGCACAUUGCAGUAAUCCAGUGCUGAAGUGACCAGUGAAUGAGCUACACUCAGCUUUCAAAUAGCUACAUUAAAAAUUCAGUGUGAAACUUCCCCAAGAUUAAAAAGAUAUUUUUGCAGAAAGGAGCUUUCUGAAAAAGAAGCUGAAGAAUAAUAGAUGUUAAGUCACAUAUGUGGCUGUCUGGAUCACGGCUUCUUUUAUGCUUGAUUAUUGUUUUUCUUACCAGUUUUGAAUUGAGGACUUGGGGAAUCUGAAGAUCUAUGGCAGGCCCCUGCCCUGCUCAAGAAACGUAUGGGAGCAGGCCAAAGACCCUAUGUGAUUGAGACUGUUCAAGAUGUCACUGCAAGAGUGUGUUGUCUCACAUUACCACACUUGUUCUUUUCCCUAGGAAUGGAAAACCGGUAAAAGGAAGGCAGAAAAAGAUGAGGUUGUGGGUGUUAUGGUCUUUUCUACUAUGGAACCAGAAGCACCCGACUUGGAUUUGUUAGAAAUGUAAGGUGUUGGAUUCUUCCUUUUCAUGUCUUAUUUCAAAAUUGCUGUUGCCUGCUUUUAAAAAAUUGUGCACUUGUUUUUAAAGCAUAUUUAAUCUAAAAUGUAGUUUUCACUUUGCAAAAGGGAUGUAAACUGUGCUGAGGGCAUGUGGCCUAGUCAGUAUGCAAAAAGGAAAAAAAAUCCAGAUAAAAAAUGUUCACAGUAGAAAAUGAAAAAAACACUGUAUAAUUCAGUUCUUUAUUAUACAGUGAACAGAAAUGUGAUACAGUUGGGAAGUUCACUAAAGCCAUGGAUGAUGGAGUUAAGGAGUUGUUGACAGUGGGCCACGAACACUGGAAACGCUGUACAGGACGUAAGUGUUGGAAUAUAUUUAACACAAUGAAAUUUGUCAUUUCUUGACUAAUUUUUUAAUGUGUAUACAAUGUGUUUAUACAAUGUGUAACAGGACUUACUUUGGCAAAAGACUAGAACUACUAGUGCAGUGUUCAUGAAAUGAAUGAAUCAAUUGCAUAUAAAAUAUGCAAUCCACAAAAGUGACUGUGCUUGCCUCAUAAACACUUGAAAGCUCUGGUUCUGACAGACGUUGCUUUUGGAAGUUGCCCCACAGCUUAUGCAUUCUUAUUUUUUAAUCAUGCUUCUUCUUUUUUUAAGAUGUUUGAAUAAGUUCUCAAGAUCUGGAAUGGGUGUGGGUGUGGGUGGGUGUUCUGGGUUUAAAGAGCUCUUACAGAAUGUUUUUUUCUCCUUCACAUGAUUUUGCAAUGAGCAUGUGUUUAUCUACUGUAGGCAACUUUAUUUACAGAAUACUUGGCGAACAAAAUGAAUUUUCAAAGCUAGUAAAUGUUUUAGAUCUUGGUGUUUUGAAAGCAUAAACGAGCUUGCCAGAAAAGAUCACAGCAGAAUAAACAGAGUCAUCCAACUUGGUAUAGCUGGAUUAAUGCCAAUUUUCCAAGAUCCACCUUUUGAAUGAAUUUGGAAAUGAACUAUUGUUCAUAUUACUGGUAUGGUUGUGUAGUGUGACAGUUUGCAUACAUGAUUCAUUAGCCAUUUGUAGUAUGUUUUUUAAAAGGCACAAUUUCUCUAGAAAAGCAUUUCUGUGUGAAAGACUCAGACUACUUAACUGAUCUGCACCAAGCUGCCAUUUGAAAAGUAAAUACACCACAGAACUGUUUAAUGUAGCCCCAUACACCUUGGACUUCAGAAAUGAGUUUCCCAUUAGAUCUUGAGGUCACAGGGGACACUGCAAGCUUGGGCCAAGCAGCUGAAGCACUUGUAUACCCACUGAUCAAAGUAAAUGAACUAAUGGCACCAAGAGGGUAGUGCAAGUACUAGUAAUCAAGCCAGUGGAUGUGAAAUACAGUGGUACCUCGGGUUACAGACGCUUCAGGUCACAGACUCUGCUAACCCAGAAAUAGUACCUCGGGUUAAGAACUUUGCUUCAGGAUGAGAACAGAAAUCGCGCGGCAGUGGGAGGCCCCAUUAGCUAAAGUACCUCAGGUUAAGAACAGGUUCAGGUUAAGAACGGACCUCCAAAACAAACCAAGUUCUUAACCCAAGGUACCACUGUAAAUGUGAGGAGAGAGGUGGAGAAUACAGGGACUAUCAGAAAGAACUUUGGCUGCCUGCCAUACUGGUGUUUAUUUAGGUCAGGGGUCGGCAACCUAAGGUCCAUGGGCCAGUAGUGGCCCACAAGGCUUGUCUAACCAGCCCAUAGUGACCCCUGCCGCCCCCCACUCUUACCGGCACGGUGCAGGGACCGACUUCCGGGUUGAUGGUGCCUGUGUGCAUGCGCACGGGUGCUGCUCCAACCCGGAUGUGCACCGGAAAUAGCAUGUGCACAUGCGUAUGGGAUGGAGAAGCGCCCGUGCACAUGCACACACACUAAUUCUGGCGCACUUCCAGGUCGGAAGAGCGCCAGAAAUAGCGCCUGUGCAUGGGCGCUCCUCCGACCCGGAAGAGCGCACGGGCGCACACGCUCCAGCCCAUCCUCUGACAGAUGGAGCGUCGACCAGCCCAUCCUCUGAUAAGAUUGCCCACCUCUGAUUUAGGUAGUGUUUUGUAGUCAGUUAUUUGCUGAGUUGGCUCCUGCAUAAUGCUACAUGCACGAAUCUCAGCAAGCCCAAGUGAAGCACUGAGCUUGUGCACUCAUCCUUCCCCUUGUCUCCUCCUGUUUGUGCCAGGAAUGAUGGAUUAAAGCAAACAAAUGGUUUCAUAAACAAGCCAGCUUCAAGUAAAGCUGACUGGUUUAACAAACUAUUGCCAGUAAAUCAGGAUCUAUGAUACAUGCGUAAUGCUAAGUCAAGCUUCUUUGAAACAAAGUAAUCUCAGCAGAAGUCCUCCUCUUUGCCGCAUGGGAGGUGGUGGCAGGGCGAGCCCCCCACGGGGUGCCUUCUUGUCACCCCCUCAAAGAUGGCACCCGGGGCGCCCUGUCCCCCCUUUGCUCCGCCCCGAUGGGAGGAUGGGGAGGGGAGUUGUAUGAGAUGCAUACUGUACUUCACUUGGGCUCAUUGAAGCUCAUCUACGUAACCCUGCAUAGCCACUAAACACUAGCAGUGCUUUUAAACAAGCUCAUUGCAUUUUUCUGGCUUUACCAGAUUAUAUCUUAACGUUAAAUCCUUUUUUUUCUUUCAGCAUUGCCCAAGGAAUACCAGAAAAUAGGAAAAGCUUUACAGGGUUUAGCAGUGGUUUUCCAUAGCAGUGGUUAUCAAGGUAUUUCAUUCUAGCUCUGUUUUGAUUUGUCUUUCAAAGCAACUUCACCUGUUUCUAGUAUUUGGGCUGCAUUAAUUGGAUGAGCUCGGAAUAAAUAUUUUGGGUUUUUACUGGACUAAACUUCCUUCAAACAUCAGGUAAGCUGAACAUAUGAAAAGAGCCCUGCUGGAUCAGGCGAAAGACUUACAUAGUCCUGCCACUGUUCUCUUAGUGGCUACCAAGAUGCUUAUGAGUCCUUCCCUGUCAUGCUCCGAUUUAUAAGGAUUAGAUAUUGAGGUUAAAUAUUUGUUUUAAGCAAAGGCAUCAAUACUAGAAAUACGAUUUAUUAAUAUAAUCUCUGUUUGGAGAGUUAUAUUGAUAGUGAUUUCUUAAAAGAUCAAAAUAUUAUGGUUAACUGUUGUAACCUCCCUUCUAGUAAGACUUUUACACAGGACAGCCUCUCAGACCAACUCAAUCACUGGCACCCUUCUGAUUUUUUUGCCAGACAUGUAUUAAGCACACAUUGUGUAUUGAUACUCAGGCCUUUUCCACACACCUGCCUCAGCUGUUUGCUUCUCAUCCAACUCCUCAACAGCCUUUCCCUAACUGAUAGCUAACUCCCAACUGUCUGGAACAUCCAGUUAAUUGUUGUGACCCAGAGCAAUCAGACUAAAAUUAUGUGAUCCAGGCCCUGUAUAAUGAAAUCUUAAAGCAGCUAUCUCUCUCCUCUCUCCAAUAUCAGCUCUGCAGGCUUUGAACUCUGUUGCAGAGGUCACAGAACAUGUUUUCAUUCCAAACAUAAACACGUUUACAGCAUUUCUCUGCAACAGUAAACAAAGAAUAGGUGAAUUAGACUACAUGAAAGCCCUGCUGUUUUGCCCUAAAACUUAAUGUGCCAAACUAAACCCCAGCCUUGUGUUGAUGUGUUCAGCAGAAACAUUUGAACAUGUGUGGCUAGGGAAGGAUAUGAAAAAUAUAAAGAUGCUAUCAUUUAAUUUUGUCAUCUUAGUCCUGAAUAGUUUGCCAGUUUCAAAUUUAUAAUUACUGGUAUAAUUAAAGGCGGUUUUUUUCCCUCAUGGAUUGGUUUAUUCUUCGCAUUUGAAGUAAGUCUUAAGUAAGAUUUUUAUAUUAAGUAUUGAUUUACUUCCACAAAUACUUAUAAACCUUCUACUAUAGGAAUCACUGCAUGUACCAACAAACACUUAUUUUAAAAUGUAGAUGUUUCUACAUGUCCCAUUUUUGUUUGUUUCAGCGACUCAUUUUGACGUACUUGAAAACCUCUAUGUCUCAUUUGUUUUUAGGAGAGUCUGACCUCCAUGAAGCAAUAACAGAAGCAGGAAAAACAUAUGAAGAAAUUGCCAGUCUUGUAGCAGAACAGGUAUGUCAUACUACUACAUUGUGGGGGGAAGUCCAUGGGUGAGUUCAAAUGGAGCAGGUGUUUGCUUACAUGGUGAGCCACCUUCUUCUGGAGCUGGUUGGGGAGAAGAGAAACAAGAGGUCAUGUUGUACAAGUGGGCAAAGCUCAUUGGAUGGCUGUCUCCCUAGGAAUGCAUAGCAUACUUUGAGUGAUUACAAAGGUGCUAAGAAUUUAGCAAGAGUCGGUGAUUAUAAAACACUUUGAGGUUCCCCCCCUUACAAUCAUGCAGUAUAUAAAUUUUAUGAAAUAAAUAAAAUCUACCACCAUAGUCAUGGUAUGCAGAAGCCUGCUUCUGUAUCAGUAAAUGAAUGGGAAAAUUUGUGUGUAACUGGGAGCUGGGCAUGCAACUCCUAACCUGCUAGCUCUAUAAAGUGCAGGGGGCAGCGGCUAGAUUCAGCCACACCAACACAUGAUUUUCAGGAUAUGUGCCUCUUUUUAAAGGGCAAUGGGCAAAAAAACCCCUGAAAUCUUACACCCCCUGUUUUAUUAAAGCCUAUUUGUACAAAGAUUGGGUAAAAUACAGUGAUUUAUGUUCACUGAUUUUAUAUUUGAAUUUGCUAUCUUUUUUUAAAGUAACAAUUUCUUACAUGUCUCUAUUUGCAAUUUGUAGGUGAGCUGCCAUUUUUCAGCACUCAAAAUUUCAUGAUCCCCUCCCCAUUGGUAGUCUUCUAAUUUUCAGUUUAGAUGUGGAGUUUGUAUGACCUAUUGUUACGGAGUCAAUAACUGGAUUUCCCCCCUCUUUAUCAGCCAAAGCAGGAUCUUCAUUUUCUAAUGGAAACCAAUCAUGAAUACAAAGGAUUUCUUGGUUGCUUCCCAGAUAUCAUAGGUGCUCACAAGGUAAGGAGCCUUUUUCACCAUGACUUUUAAAGAGGUGGGAGCUACUUAUCAUAGUGUAAGUUAUGCAGACUCUCGGCCUCUUCAGGAAAGGAAAAGGGGUCUUGCUACUACCUGCUAAGUUUUGGGAUGUGUGUAUUUUAGUUGGUUUUUGUAUUUGAUUGGUUGCUGAAGUGGAUGGAAGUAUUUUUCCUGCUUGUUUUUAGGGUGAAGGGGUGUUCUGUCUGCCCUUUUUUGCAUUGUUUGGGGAAUUGCUUUACACCUUGGAGGUUUGGCAUUUGAUGUUUGCUUUUUUUGGUAGGAUGUAUGUGUUUUGUCUGCAGGGUGCUUUUUUGUGGGGGGGGGGCAGUCCUGAGCACCACUAGUUUUUCUACUGGGAUAUGGGUAUUUUGUGUUGCCCACAGCAAGUUCUUGGAUUUCCAGAUGUGCCUGCAGGCCAAGAAAGGUUGGGGGUUCUUGUCCUAGGGUAUUUGGAGAAGGGCUAUAGCUCAGUGGCAGAGCAUCUGCCUUGCAGGCAAAAUGGCUCAGCUUCAGUCCCCAGGUGGGGCUGAGAAAGAUUAUUUUCUGAAAUACUGGGGAACCACUGCCACUGAGUUUCAACACCACUGAGCUAGAUGGUCCAGUGGUCCAGCUCAUAACAAGGCAGCUUCCUGUGAAGACCAAGAUUAGAAAGCCUGCAUAGAGUAUGGUGCACACUGUAUAGUUCUCACACUUGAGGAAACCCAAAAUAGUCUCUGUGGUUUAUAAAGUGUGAUGGAAGCUGAGAGCUUCAGUCACUAUUUUGAGAGGACUUUCAGGAGCACUUUUCUGUGGAAGAAACUAUUAGGCAGCAACUCAGCAUAGCAUUAUGGAAAUAGCUCCAUCAGUGCAAGCAUUUCACCUUGCCGGAUGAAACAAUCCUCCCUCUCCUCCGCCUGCAUAUGCUGUUCUAGGGGUUUUCCUGACCACCCAAAGAGCCAGUUGAGAGGUUGGCAAGCUGAGAAAAUGCUGUUGAGCUAGCACAAGUCCUUAAUUGAAUCUAGCCUUAAGACAUUAAAUAUCCACAUAGGCAACCUCUAAUUUCGGUUGAUUAUCUGCCCCACAAAACCCAGGCAUUUUAUUCAAAGUCAGGCUGAUUACGACAAGUUAGGUGUUAACAGUGUUGUAGCUGUGUUGUAGCUGUGUUUACCCUUUGUGACUGCCCCCUCCAGGAUACAUGAAAAUGGCUAAGCAUCUUUUGUGGCUAUGCUUUAAUGUAUUUUAGUAGCUUAAAUUUAAACUUAAUUUUGAAACUACUGAUGGCAGAUUCAUAGUCAUCUGAUGAUGACCUGAAACUACUGCCCACUGCCUUUCCCAAGCCAGUUUUGCAACAGCGCUGCUUGCUGUGCAGAGGAUUGCAGUUCUGCAUGCAUAAAUAGCAGCACAAAACUAGUGUGCAUUGCAGCUUGGUUUUAUAGUUCCCAUAGCAUGCCCCAUGAUUGUGUGAAUUGGUUUGGAGGAAGAUUAAGUAUGUGGUGGUUGAUCCUAGCAUACAACACUCCUCCUUCCAGGCUUUGUAAAUUUUUGAGGGAGGGGAGGGAGUCUUAGGAAAUAGAAUGAACGCAGAUACAACACAGGCAAAUGAAACUAAUUAAUUUAAUUUGAGAUGCUUUUCCGUUGAUGCUUUAUGUGAUGUUUUGUCUUAACAGGGAGCAAUAGAAAAAGUGAAGGAAAGUGAUAAAUUAGUUGCUACCAGCAAAAUCACCCCACAGGAUAAGCAAAACAUGCUGAAGCGUGUAAGCACCAUGUCAUAUGCACUACAAGGUAAAAUGUACUUUACAUUUAAAUGACAUGGUUUCCCCUGUUAAUUGGGAAUGGGGAUAGAAGGGGAUUGGUGAAAGGGAAUUUUAAGAAUAAUUUUAGUCACAUUACAAAUACGUGAUGUUUAUAUGGUUUGGGGUGCAGGGAGCGAAGAGGUUUUCCCCACCUGUCUGAAUUAAUUGGUGUUCCCUCCGUCUCUCUGUGUGUGUGUGUAGUCAGAAAGGAAUCCCUUUCACUUGCUUUCUGGAACAGUAGCAGUAUUCGUCUACUGUAUUAAAUGAAGACUUCUCUAUGCUUAUGUAAGAACAGCAGUGUCAAACAACAUAAGGCAGGCUUCGGGGUUGACCUGCAUAUGAUUGGGGAGUGUAAUCUGUGGUGACAUUGGGUGAGAUACUCAGUCUUUAUUCUUGAUUAGUUAAGACAAAAUACUUCAGUCUCAAAUCAGCCUUUCAUUGGCUCUGCCAGUUGGGUGGGGUAUAAAUAAUAAAAUUGUUUUUAGUUGUUGCUGCUGCUGCUGCUGCUGCCAUGCCUUCAACAGAAAAAUGGUUUCCUACCCCUCCACUACCAUAAAGUGCAAAUCUGGCAUUUUGCUUGGAUUCCUAAAUGAGUAAAAUUUAUUCCUUUUUGGAGUCAGACUUCAAUAUGUGCUCUGGUUUUGAUUUUACAGCUGAAAUGAAUCACUUCCACAGUAACCGAAUUUAUGAUUACAAUAGUGUGAUGCGCUUGUAUCUGGAGCAACAGGCACAGUUCUAUGAAACAGUAAGUUGCAAUGUGUCUUGAACUCUCUCUGUCUGCACUUGCUUAUUCUUCCAAAAUUUCAUAUUUUUUCAUAAAAAUUAUACAAACCACUUGAUUGUAAAAAAACAACCUUCCAUGGACUGUUUCAAGUGCAUUUGUGCUCAAAUACUCAUCAUGUGCUUGAAAUUGUUGACUUGAACUAUGGUUAGUUCAGAAACACUUCAUGUGGUGAACAAAUUUAUUUUUAAAAUACAGGUUUAUGAAGUAAUAGUUCUUUCAUCCCCUCAUUGGAAAAUGCUACUUGGCACUGCCAAUUCUUCCUCUACCACAUACUUCGCAUGACAAGACUAUGCAGCUGCUGCUUGCUUUUUGGCUGGGAUUCACAAUGAAUUGCAUUUGGCAGUUCAUUAGCAAUUCUUUUCAUUCCUUUCAGAGAAGGGAUAAUGAUUAAGCUGUAUGCAGUUAUUCCGCUUAAUUCUCUCUAAUUUCAUCCCUUUUAUACCUUGGAAAGUGAACACGUGUAGUGUUAGCCUACUGUCGGGGGGGCGGGUGGCAGCUUCUCUUUUCCUCCUAAUAGUGACUCCAGCAUUUAUUUAUGUAUUUGUACUGCCCUUCACCAAACGGUCCCAGGGCAAGUCACAAAGACGUUACAGUUAAAACAAGUACAGUGUAUGUUAAAAUCAUAAAACAAAACUACAAAACAAACAAUAACCAAGUAAUAAAGCAUCAGCACCAAACAGCAGUACAUAGCAAAGCAGGAGGAGCGACGACCCUUACUCACCCAAAGGCCUGGGUAAGAGGUGCAUCAUCACCAGUCGCCAAAGCAUCCAGUGGAUGCACAAAGAGGGAAGGUCAUUCUACAACCAGGGUCCGCCACACAGAAAGCUGUCCCUUGACCACAGAGAUGGCAGCUCCUCUAACAGGACAUCUCCUGUUUAUCUUAAUAUCCUGGUAGGUCAAUGUGGAAGGAGCUGCUGCUUCAGAUAUUUGGGACAAGAGCUGUUUACAGCAGCAGCAUUAUUAUUAUUAUUAUUAUUAUUAUUAUUAUUAUUAUUAUUUAUUGGUGACACUGUGGUCUAAACCACUGAUCCUCACUGAUCAGAAGGUUGGCAGUUCGAAUCUGUGUGAUGGGGUGAGCUCCUGUUGCUCUAUCCCAGCUUCUGACACCCUAGCAGUUUGAAAGCACACCAGUGCAAGUAGAUAAAUUGGUACUGCUGUGGCUGAAAAGUAAAUGGUGUUUCCAUGCACUCUGGCUUCUGUCACAGUGUUCCAUUGUGCCAAGUAGCGGUUUAGGCAUGCUGUCCACAUGAUCCAGAAAGCUGUCUGUGGCCUGAAGCAAGAUGAGUGCCACACCCCAUGGUCGCCUUUGACUGGACUUUACCUUUACCUUUUACCUAGAAUUACAAAAACAAAUAGUAAAAACUACAGAAAAAAAUCCCAAAGUGUACUCACACACACACAGAGUGUGCUUUUUUCUGAGGGAAUGCCGGGGUAUGCAUACCCCUAAACAUUUUGUGAGUCUACGUUUGGCCUCAUUGAGGGGAAGUAUUUCAAUAUGAGUAGGAAAAUGAGAGUAGGAAAAUGAGAGUAUAAAAUAUUUUUUAUAGAAAAAAGCAGUGUGUGUGUGUGUGUGUGUUACAACCGUUCCCACCCAACCCCACUCCCCAAAAAGAUAAGCAGAAAAUUACAAUCCCAAAGCCUGAGUAGAUGUUUUUACCUGGUGUCUAAAAAAGAUAGUGAUGGUGCUAGGCAUGCCUCCCUGGGGAGAGCUUUCAAUGAACAGGAAGCUUAACCCCUGAAAUUGGGCUCUCCAGCUAGUUGGAAACUAUUGUUGUACAUGUCCAGCCAGAGACAUCCACCAGCAGCCGCUCAGCUGCAUUCUGCACUAGUUACAACUUCAAAACCAUGUUCAAUGGCAGCUCUAUAAAGAGUGCAUUGCAGCAGUCCAAUCUGGAAGUUACCAGAGGCCGGCUCACUAUUAUCAAGCUAGCCCUGGCCAGGUAGGGCCAGAGCUGGCAAACCAGCCAUAAGUGGAAAUAGACACUACUAGCCACUGACUCUACCUGGGCCUCAAGUGACAAUGAUGAAUCAAUGUGUACAAGCCUGUUCCUACCAGGGAAAUGCGAAUCAAUCAAAGCUUCAAAAAUGUGUGUGUGCAUAUAACUUGAAAGAUGGAAGUUAAUGUUUCUAACCACACAAGUAGGUCUAAUCACCAGACAUUGUUGCCACUGGAAAACUCUGAUACCUGUCUGGAAAGAAUCGCCAUUUUAGGUAACACAAGACAACUGUUCAUACUUUCUCCUUUGGGACUACUCAGUAAGCAGAUUUAAUUAUUUGGUAACUUGCCUUUUUAAAAAAGUCAUCUAUAUUUUUAUUCAUGAUACAGCAACCUUUAAGAGUGCUAGAAUAUGCUUCAAAUGGACAAAUGUUUGAGCUGUCAAAGAUAUCAGGUUUCUUGAACAGCAUGCAGAAUAAAUUAUUAUAGUAGGUCUAUACAGUUUGUUUACCUUUUCUAUGUUAAUGGAAUGAAUUGCUUUAAAUGUUCUCAUAAGUUCUUUGAGAUAAGGUUUAUUUUAUUUAUUAUAAUUUAUAUAACAGCUGUAAAAACAACCACCUCCAAGCGGUUUGCAAAAACAAACAAACCUGAAUAAUUCUGAAUAUAUAGGGUUAUCUCGCUUUUCAUGUGCCAUAUUUGUUUGUCUAUUUCAGAUUGCACAAAAGCUGAGGCAGGCUCUCAGUCGCUUUCCAAUGAUGUAGAUACAGAGACAGAUAAUGAAGAACUCCAAAGUGCUUUUCUGAUUUUUGGUGGGGCAGUGCAAAUAAGUUAAGUCUUCGCCAUCCAAAAAGCCUUUUUUUAAAGAAAUAAAAUGCAAAAGAAAGUGAAAACUUCAGGAGUUUACUUUGUUAACCUAAAUGCCUUGGAUAUUUAUGUAUAUUUUUAUCCUAUAUGCUUUCCCCUCCUACCCACUAUCUUAGUAGAACUGGAAAAUGCCCUAUAUUAGGGAAGGGUAAUCUAUGGCUCUCCAGUUGGAGCUAGCUCCCAUCCUCAAUUGACCAUUGCCUUGGUUCCAGGGCUGUGGGAGUUGGAAUUCAAUUACAUCUGGAGGGCCAUGGGCUCCCCUACUCUGCUCUAUGAUAGGGCUUCAAAUUGCCAAAUGGUUUGUUGCCAAGGGUUACAUACUCUAUAAGAGUAUUCUGUGUCACCUGAUUAGAUUUUUUAAAAUACUUUAUCCUGAUUGCUGAAAUGCUUUCUAGCAUAUACUUUUUUUGUUACGAGCCUGCUGUUGAAAGCAGUUUAGCUUCCCUCUCCUGUAGCAAUGGUAUACAAAAUCUGAAAUAAAGUUGCUGACGCAUAUGAGAAUCUUUUAAUAUCCUGUCCUUGAACCACAGAUGCCUCAAAACAUGAGGGCUAGAUUAUUUUUUUCUUCCUAUAUGAGAAAAAAAAAAGAGCUGAACCUAAAACAGCCAUUCCAAACAUCUGGAAGAUAUUGUUCCAUCCAGUAAUUCUGAGCCAUGCACUUUGGUUAACUACCCAAUAGUCAUGGUUGUGUGUUUGGAGCCUUUUUGCUCUGUCCUUACCAAGUGUGUAGCAUCAAUAGUGUCUCAUGUCCCAUCACCACUGCCAUGAUAGAAAAUGUUUCAAGGUCACUGCCAGAUUCUGGGUGCUUAUAUAAUAGCAUGAUACUACAUUUUUUAUCCACUUUAAAAUGAUCCCAUAAUGGCCAAAAUUCUUUAUUUUUUACUUCUGGAAAACAGACCAUUUAUUCAGGUGUUAAAUACAACAUGGGCUUAUAAAACAAGUAUCUACUUCAAAAUGCAACUAUGCUUGAAAUGUUAUGUUCAGGCCACUGUUGUUAAAACAGCUUUUGCAUACCAACAGUGGGCAAUAAAGGCUUGAAGGUAUGUUGCCACAAAUUUUCUCACUAUACCACACACAACUUCCAUUAGAAUUAGUCUUCACUGCAUAAAUAAACAUUCUUUCAUCUACCAAGUCAUUCUAAGAGAGUAGUACUCCCUAUAUGUUCUGUUGACUUGUGCGCUGUUGUCAUUUUGUGUGUGUUAGAGUAAUAAAGAAUCUCUGUCUGCCAUGAUAAUAUAAUGCCCCCCCAAAAAAACACAAAAUCCCAGAAGGUAAACAUGGCUCAAUCCUCUCUAUUGUCAGGUAUUUAAUUAUUUUUCUACAUUUUUUUUUUGUUUUCCUAUUAAUUUAGUUUGUCUUCCAAAAUUCCAUAAAGUGUUAUGAUACAGCCAUUCAGAUAUGUACAAAUUGUAAAGAAUGUGUAUAAAUGUUUUAUGCCAAAUGUAAUGAGAUCUAUCUUGCAUGUAGAAACAAUUUAUGAAGUUAAUGCAAAGUGUAUAGUAAAUUCUAAGGCACUUUUUCACAGCACCACUUUUCCAGCAUUUGUAUAUUCACUUUUUGUGUCAAUCUUUGUUACUGGUUCGCUGAGGAUUUCUUUUUACCAAACUUUAAAUUGAUCCUGAUGACAGAAGUUGCAGACUUACCAUCUUACCAUCUUUAACAGACAAACUGGGACAGAAGAACAGAAGAGAUGGUUUCAGUGUGGAAAAGCCAUGUAUGUAGCAAGACCAUUUGAAAAGGCAGAUCUGUAACUUCCCAGCAAAUUAAGUCUUUAAAUUGAUAAUAAAUAUUUAUACAUAAAAGAAACUUUGUGCCCCC
This is a messenger RNA of Podarcis lilfordi (Lilford's wall lizard), 41218 nucleotides long. The record is from the annotation of a GenBank genome assembly. NCBI's taxonomy places the organism in Eukaryota, Metazoa, Chordata, Lepidosauria, Squamata, Lacertidae.